Molecule: messenger RNA, 2078 nt
Organism: Ceraceosorus guamensis
Lineage: Eukaryota; Fungi; Basidiomycota; Exobasidiomycetes; Ceraceosorales; Ceraceosoraceae
Product: MFS general substrate transporter
Exons: 6
Coding region: 282-2012 (576 amino acids)
Biological process (GO): transmembrane transport
Molecular function (GO): transmembrane transporter activity
Source: RefSeq, a predicted model, not a curated record
CGAAGAAUUCACGUCCGUCAGAGGACAGUCACAGUCGCGCUUUGCUGUGCGUCGGAGUUUCCCCAUUGCGCAAGACGAACCGCCAUCGGCACGUUCGACAUCAUGUGGAGUGGCCCCAUUACUCAUCUCGAUCUCCCAUUCGGCGAUGAGCGCAUGUUGGAUGGACUGUUGCGCACGCAAGAGCAGAGGCGGAAUGACUUCAAGAAGGUCAUUUCCAAACGCAGCCCUCGACCACGAUCAGCCAGCAGCACAUUGGCUACCGCUUUUCCAAACAGUCCAUCAUGGUCACCACAAAAGAAAGCGCCCCGCUCACAAUCCCGGCAGACGAGGCGCAAGCUGGUGCUUCGAGUUCCAGCCCUCAUAGUGUGAGCGAUGGCGAUGGCGAAGCAACAGCGUGCAACGAUACCGGCGAGGACGUCGAGGUGGAACGGGGAGCCAAAUCGAGAGCAAAGGCAGAGGCUCUGGAGAAUUCAGCGCAAAACGACACGUCCGAGCAAACGUUGAGCAUCGACGAUUUGCCAUGGGCAAAUCCCCGCAAUUGGCCCUACUUGAAGCGGGCAGCGAUAGCAGUCGUGAUCUGGCUCUGCAUUGGACCCGUCGACAUGACCGCAGCUGCGUAUAGCGGAGGGACGGAGCAGAUCAUCGAAGAGUUCCAAGUCACACGGGUUGUAGCCGUGCUGGGCGUUUCUCUAGCAAAUCUGGGCAUCUCGAUUGGUCCCGUCAUCGGUGCGCCUCUAAGCGAGACAUUUGGUCGCAAGCCAGUCUAUCUCGUCUCCAUGGCUGGUUUCGUAGCAUUCUCUGCAGCUAGCGGAGGUGCAAGGAAUAUCCAAACGCUCCUGAUCACUCGGUUUGUGAGCGGCCUCUUUGCCGGUCCGCCCUUUUCCGUGUGCGGAGGCUCGCUUGGUGACCUCUUUACAGAUGAAGAGCGCGGACCUUGGGUGGCCAUUUUCACGCUGAUGCUCCAAGGCGCGCCAUCCAUCGCCCCAGUGUGGGCCAAUUGGAUGGGUCAGACGGUAUCAUGGCGGUGGAUCCUCUACGCCAUUGCUAUCUUUGCAGCCUUUGACCUCGUGCUGCUCUGUCUGAUUCCCGAGACGCAGCCCGGCAUCAUUGUCCGCAAUAAUGCGCAGAGGUUGCGUCAGGAGAGGGGCGCAAAGAGCGAAGAGACUGCAACGCCAGCGGUUAGCAAGCUCGCUGCGCGCUUGCGACCGAAGCUGCAGACAUCGAAAGACGGGCCUGACGAGAGGCAUGCAGAGCACCAGCUCAACGAGAAGCUCGAUGCUUCGCAGGGACAAGUGUAUGCCCCCAUCGAAUUUGAUCACCGACCGCUGUGGCGCAAAAUCACCUCCACACUGGCUAGACCGCUGGUCAUGCUGGUCACCGAGCCGAUGCUGCUGUCGACGACCAUCUACCACGCGUUCAUAUACUCUUUGUUGUUCAUGCUGCUCGAGAUUUACCCGCUCGUAUACGAACGCAUCUACUCGCUCUCGCUGGGUUUGUCUGGAACAGCAUUCGUGGCACCGUGGCUCGGUAAUGCGCUUGGCGUGGUGUGGUACUUUGCCAUCAUCGGACCAAAGUACGCCAAGCUGUCCAAAGAAGGGCACGCGACACCCGAGACUCGACUGCCCAGCAUGGUCAUUGCCGCCAUCCUCUUGCCUGUCGCGCUUUUUUGGUUCGCGUACACGACCUACCCGAGCGUGCAUCCAGUCGUAUCCAUGGCCUCUGGAGUGCUCGUAGGUGCAGGAAUGGUGUUGCUGCAGCUCGCUCUGAACGCCUACUAUAUCGAUGUGUACGCCCCAUCAGGCAGGGCGGCAUCGGCACUGGCAGCCAACGUCAUGCUUCGCAACCUCUUGGCCACCGCAUCGCCCCUCUACACCACGCCCAUGUACGACGCCUUGGGUGCGCAAAACGCGAGCGUCAUCCUCGCAGCCGUGGCUUGCUUGGGUUUGCCAAUGUCCCUCUUGCUCAUUUGGAAGGGCAAGCAGUUGAGACAGAAGAGCAAGAUUGCGCAGUGACGGCGCCGUGCCGUUAGAGUAGAUUCUCGCAAAUGUAUGGAUCGCAUGCUUGACGCGAAUUUGAAU